This is a messenger RNA of Spirodela intermedia, 2094 nucleotides long. Lineage: Eukaryota; Viridiplantae; Streptophyta; Magnoliopsida; Alismatales; Araceae. The record is from the annotation of a GenBank genome assembly.
AUGGCUCGACGGUCCUCCUCUCUCUUCAGAGGUGGACCCAAGGUCCGCGGCGGUGGCGGUGGAGGCGGAAUUGAGAAUCUCCUUGCGGUACGGCGAUCUCUCGAGUCGAUCUUGAAGAAGUCGCGGGCCCUCGCCUCCGCCGUGGAAAACGCAGGUCUCGGGAUCGAUGAGAUCUACCAUCGUCUCCCCGAUCUCGAGGCUGCCGUACGGCCGUCGGGCGCCCCGAAGGGAGCUCUUGCCGGAGCUGGCAGCCACAUUGGGCGCGCCGUGAGCCCCGGCUCCGUCGUCCUCAAGGUGUUCGACGCCUUGCACGGGCUGGAGCCGUUCCUGCUCACCGACCCCCUCGACGAUCUCCAGGGCUACCUCUCCGUCCUCAAGCGCCUCGAGGAGGCCAUCCAGUUCCUUGGUGACAACUGCGGCCACGCGAUCCAGUGGCUCGAGGACAGCGUCGACUACCUCGAGGAGAGCUCUCUUGCGGACGACCGCUACCUCGCCAGAUUGAGGACAUCCUUGAAAUCUCUGAAGGAUUCUAAGUCCCCCCUCGAUGGCGGCCUCCUCGACGCCGCACUUGAGCGCCUCGAGUCCGCCUUCCGCCGCCUGCUCGUCGACAGCAGCGUCUCUCUCGCAUUGGCGUUGCCGUCGUCCAAGCCCCUCAACGCCAUCAGAGAGGACCAGAAGCUCCCCCAGGUGAUCGCUCCGUCCCCGCUCCCCAUGCCAGUCAUCCAGCAGCUCCUCUCCAUUCUGGACAGGCUAUCCGCCAAUGGCCGGGUAGAAAGGUGUUCCAAGAUCUACGCCGAAGUGAGGGGAUCCAACGCCCAGGCGACCCUGGGGAACCUCGGCCUGGACUACCUCAGCAUUUCCGCCCAGGAGUUCGUCGACGUCAGGCGCAUUGACGUCGAGAUCGUCGAGUGGAUGAAGCACCUCGAGUUUGCGGUGAAGCAUGUCCUGGAGGCCGAAUUCAAGCUGUGCUAUGAGAUCUUCGGCCGCUUUGGGCCCCCAGAUUUCUGGAAGAAUUGCUUUGCAGACAUUGCUACCCAGGCCGGGCUCCUCUCGUUCCUCCAGUUCGGGAUGACGGUGACAGAGAGCAGGACUGACCCGGACAAGCUACUGAAGCUCCUGGAGAUAUUCGGUUUCCUGAACAGAUUAAGGUCGGAUUUCAAUCGGCUCUUCGGCAUGAAGCCCUGCGCAAAGAUUCAGAGCAUCACCAGAGAUCUCAUAAAGAGGGUCAUCGACGGGGCAUGCGAAAUUUUCUUUGAUCUCCAUAACCAGGCGAAGUCGCAGGGGCAGAGGCCGCCGCCGUCGGAUGGCGGCGUGCCAAAGGUCGUCACCUUCCUCGUAGAUUAUUGCAACAGGCUGCUCGGGGAUGAUCACAAGCCCCUCCUGACGCAGGUUCUGGAUAUCCACCAGAGCUGGAGAGGAGAGAACCUCCAGGAAGGGCUCGUCACCAAGGCAAUAAUGGAGAUAAUCGUCGCCCUGGAGCGUAACCUCGAAGCAUGGUCGAAGGCCUACGACGACGCCACCCUCUCCUACAUCUUCAGUAUCAACACCCACAGCUAUUUCUACAGGCAACUGAAGGGCACCAGACUUGGGGACCUCUUGGACGAUCAGCGGCUGAGGGAUCACGACGCCCUCACAGACUACUACUCCACAUUAUACCUGAGAAACUGCUGGGGAAGGCUCCCUCCGUUUCUGAGCAGGAAAGGCCUCAUCUUGGUCUCAAAGGGGAGAGCAGCAACCAUCGAUCUGGUCAAGAAGCGCUUCACCGCCUUCAACGAAGCCUUCGACGAGAUCCACCGGAAGCACUCCGUCUGGGUUAUCCCGGACAAGGAUCUGAGGGAGAAGCUCUCCCAGCUCGCGGUCCAGACGGUGGUCCCAGUUUACCGGAGCUUCCUGCAGAGUUACGGUUCUCUCGUCAAGCAAGACUCAAACUCCGACAAGCACAUCAAGCACACGGCCGAGUCCUUGGAGAAUUCGAUCGGCUCCCUCUUUCAGCAUAAGCCAGCCCGAUCACCGAGCCUGCAAGCUGCCCAGUCAAACGGAAAGGUCAACGAUGCGGCGAGAAUCAACCAGUAUCAGUCCCCCCCUGCUAGAUGA